Molecule: messenger RNA, 1610 nt
Organism: Fundulus heteroclitus (mummichog)
Lineage: Eukaryota; Metazoa; Chordata; Actinopteri; Cyprinodontiformes; Fundulidae
Product: heat shock protein beta-7
Exons: 3
Coding region: 832-1422 (196 amino acids)
Source: RefSeq, a predicted model, not a curated record
GCUGACUCAAAUAAGACUGGAUGCUGAAACUGAAUCAAAAGGUGUAGUUUAAGGGUGCACAUACUUCAAAACAUAGUUUUGCCUCCAACAAAUGUAGCCGUUUGUUAGUUGUGUUGUGCAUGAUUUAUGUCUCAUUAACUGUAGAAACACCCUGAAAAUGAUUGAUCAUCAACACAUUUUUUUUUUAACAUCACAAAAACCUGGCCUUCUGGCAACUUUCUACAUCCAUUCCAAGAUGGUUACCUGCACAGAAAACUCUAUUCAAAAAUACAAAGCACAGUUUAUGUUUUUAUGCUGUCUCACAGCCUGCCCCCUCGACAAGCAGUCUCCGCUUCAGAUCUGCAAUGCUUUUAAUUUGUUUGCAGAUUAGAAAAUAAAUUAGCCUGACAUGUCUGACAUUGUGUGCAGGGUCAGUCGUAUGGACGACCUGACCUCUCAACGGCUUUUCUAUUUCCGGCUACAUGCCAGAAACAUCUGCAGCAGCUCUGGCGGCCGUUAUCUCUGCGUGUGACAAUAGGAAGCGGUCUCCACUCAUUAUCAGUUUGUCCGUUACACUCUUGGCCCAAGUGCCUGGACAAACUGCCAUUUAAGGCUAAAGUCAGAAUGGCUUGCAUCGUAGCCGGCACUAUGCCCCAUAAUGCAGCAGGGCUUUAUUUAACCCCACAGCAAAGACCCCCAGAUGGUUGGUAUGAGGUCAGUAGCUGCUGGUGAACAACUUCUCUGAGGCUGCUCUUUAGCUGUUACUGAGAAGCGGACCUGAGGACAGACUGGUUGCAUCUGGGACAGAAGUGCAUUCUCAUCAGUUCUGCAGGGCUACUGUAAACCUCAGUCAUGGCUUCACUGACAACUUCCAGCCAGAGAUCUUCUUCCUCGUAUCGCUCCUCGUCACGUUAUAGCACUUCCAGCUCCUAUCGAUCAGAUGGAUCACUUAAUGGAUCGUCUGAUUCCCUGGAAGCUCUCUUUGAGCCUUUUAUUGAUUCCACCAAUUGCUCCAGUCUGUUCGGGGAGGAGGGCCCCGGGGGGCCCAGCAGUCCGCCCAACUUCAGCAGACACAGCCGGUCGUCGUAUGGACCUCCAGGUGGCACCGUGGCCAACAGGCAGAGUGGGACAGGAAAUGGGGUGCGAUGUCUCGGUGACUCCUACUCUAUGACAGCUGACCUCAGCCAGUUCGAGCCACAUGAUAUAGUGGUGAUGGCCUACAACUGCCAAGUCGUCAUUCAUGCACAGAAGAUUCUGGAUGAUGGAAGCAUCAGUAACACAUUCACCCAUAAAUCCCUGUUCCCUGAGGACAUGGAUCCCCUGUCAGUGAGUGGGACCCUGAAACCCGACGGGACCCUGCAGGUGACCGUGCGUCGGACCACGGAGCCGAGUGGACCAGAGCCACUGGGAGUCCCUACCUACAGCAGCGAGGCUUACCUAUGAAUAUUACUUAUGAAUGAAUGUCACCUUGUUUUACUCUCCCAGAAAGUUUUUUUUAUCUUAUGUAUCACUGAUUAAAACACAGCAGAACCACAGUUCAGAUAGUGUGCCCAUCCAUCUAGCAUCAAACAUCUGCCAAGGCGACAGAUUGCGAUGUUGAAGCUCCAAAUGAAAUAAACAUGUUUACAGAA